Molecule: messenger RNA, 3163 nt
Organism: Pseudogymnoascus destructans
Lineage: Eukaryota; Fungi; Ascomycota; Leotiomycetes; Thelebolales; Thelebolaceae
Exons: 6
Coding region: 1304-2887 (527 amino acids)
Biological process (GO): transmembrane transport
Cellular component (GO): membrane
Molecular function (GO): transmembrane transporter activity
Source: RefSeq, a predicted model, not a curated record
AAUCUUGUCCCUAAAUAUGAUAGUGCUGACCCAAGCGAUCGGCCCCACAUCCGCUCUUCCGGCCCCCUUGAACCCAAACUUACCCCAUGGAGCAAUCACCGACGUGCAAACCCCGUCUCCCUCAGCCUCCCCCACUGUGACAAGGAAGCUGCCGUGCUUCUUGCCCUCAAAGUCAGGGUGCGUACAGAGGAUGUCGAGAUUCCAUGCCUCCUCGCGACCUCCGGACCAGAGGUGCGCAGCAUAGGGCAUAAGCGUCCUUGAACACCUUGAUGUGCUCCGGGUCCGCAGAACGAUCUGGCCAGAAGUAGGACACGAUGCUACCCACCACCGUAGCAUUUUUCAUGCCUGCAAACUAUACAGUACGGCGCCAUAACUAUGAAUACAGGUCUGUGCCUAAACUGCAGUAAACGAGCGUAUUUGAGAAUGGGAGAAGCACAGACCUGUAUGCUUACUUCUGGCGCCGUACUGUAGCACCCUGUAGACCCUUCGGUGCUGGUUCCGGCGAACUUACGUAGAUCCAGCGGGUUCGCCCGAGCCGCAGCCCCGGGUCCAAUGCGCUCCCAGCAUGACUAUGCAACGACGGAGCCUGUCAAGGCAUCCACAGCAACAUAGUGUUCGUACUCGGGCUUUGAUGGCGUAUGCGAUGCGCACUGAGUGAUGUAGUCGGGGAUAGUCGCGACGGUGGGGGAACAUGAAGCGCCCAUAGACGUCGUCCUCGAUGAACGCAGCCGCGGCGACCUCAGCCAUGCGGGGGUAGUUCGUGUGACAGCAGCGCGGAUAGACAUCUUGAGUAUCUUGUUCUUGUGAAACUUUGGUUGUUGCUCUGAGACCUCCUUUUCGCUGGAAAUGCUUGUUUCGGGGCGUGCAAUGCGAAUGUGAUAAAUGAAAGCUUCGUGUUGGACCUCCAGAGUGGCCGAGAUGGCAAUUGUUAUUGGCAAACUUGCGGAAGUUCGGACUUGGAGACCUUGUAAAUAUGCCCCUGUAUAAGGUGUGUGUCAGGCGGUUCAAGCCUGGAACCGAACAAACGUGGUAAACAGGCGUGACACAACAGCGCGAAGAAAUGUGGCACACGAGCAGGGGUCUUGACACUUGCGACUGCUACGUUAAGACAUAAUUAGGACCCAUACGCAUUGUUGGAUCAAGGAUACUCCGUCGGGCGUUAUACGCGGAUAAUUUGCCGGUUCCUAGAGUCAUUGAUCUCCGGACAAAAUUGAAAGCGAACCUCUCUCAUACACUAUCAAUAACUUCACAGAACGACCUGAUCUCUCUGAGGGAUUGGAAGAACAAAGCCUACAUCUUAUAAAUGCCAAUUGGGAUGUCUAUCAUGUCUGAAAAGGAGGCUGUCAAAGAGAGACAGGUCGGGGCUGUUGACUCGGAGCUGAUCCAGGACCACAGCAUCCCCAGCUCUCGCGAUGGGGAAGUCGACGUCUUCGCCGAAGUUGCGCAUCCACCGCGAAUGACUGGUGCCCUGGAGGUGCUCUCUGCUGGAUUCAAUGUCUGCAAUGGUUGGGCCGGUGUAGCCGCGUCAAUGUUCCUCGCCAUCUUCCAGGGAGGACCAGUGACGAUCAUCUAUGGCUGCAUCGUCAUUCUCUUUCUGAUGGGCGCGACGGCAUUGAGUCUGGCGGAGCUGAGUGCCAGGUAUCCAACUGCUGGAGGGCAAUACCAUUGGACUGCUACACUGGCGCCAAAAAAGUAUGCGAGAGGAAUGAGCUACACGGUUGGCACCAUCAACAUGUUUGGAUGGGUUGCCAUCUGCGCUGGUAUUUGCAUCAUUAUGCCCCAGAUCAUCAUGGGCAUUGUUGUCUUCUACAACAAUAACUUUGUGAUUGAGCGGUGGCAUUCGUUUUUGAUAUACCAAGCCCUCAACGUUUCGGUGCUUGUUUACAACCUCUUCCUUUUACCCAAGGCAGCAUGGACACAUAAUAUUGGCUUCGCAUUGUCCCUGCUCUGCUUUAUCAUCUUUUUCAUUACAUGUCUCGCCAUUGCCGGUCCCAAGCAGCCAAACGAAUAUGUGUGGAAUACCUUCGUCAAUGAUUCCGGCUGGCCCGACGGAAUAGUCUUCCUUACCGGCCUGGUAAAUCCCAAUUUUAUGUACUCUGGUCUCGAUGGAGCCAUCCAUCUUGCAGAGGACUGCAUCAACGCUUCGACGGCCGUCCCGCAAGCCCUCAUGGCUACCAUUGUCAUCGGCUUUGUGACGACCUUCGCAUUUGUAGUCGCCAUGUUCUAUUGCAUUUCUGACUUCAAUGCGGUCCUUAUGACUCCAACUGCUGUCCCCAUCUAUGAGAUUUGGAACCAGUCGACCAAGUCCGAGACCGCCGCUACGAUCUUCAUCGUUCUCCUCCUCCUCACUGGCGUCUUUGCUCUCAACGCCAGUCAACAGACCGCCUCUCGCCUGACCUUCUCUUUUGCUCGCGAUGAUGCUCUCAUCUUCUCCAAAUACAUAGGGCAGAUGCACCACGGCCUUGGUGUCCCACCAUAUGCACUUUUCUUUAACGCUUUUGUUGUCUUUGUCAUCGGAUGCAUCUAUCUCGGCUCCACAACGGCUUUCAGUGCCAUCAUCGGCACUGGCCUUGUCCUGCAACAGCUCACAUUCGCUAUUCCAGCCGCUUUACUCAUGAUACAUGGCCGGGCGCCACAGUAUCUCCCAUCGAGCGGGCGCUGGAACUUGGGAAAGUUUGGGUGGUUUGUCAACGGCGUGACGGUGGCAUGGAGCGCCCUCCAACUCGUGCUGUACAACCUUCCUCUCGCGCUGCCCGUGUCUGGUUCAAACAUGAAUUAUACCUGUGCGGUUCUUGGCUGCAUGGCCUUAUUCGCGCUGGUGAACUGGUUUGUCUACGCGCGCACGCGCUAUGCUGGGCCAAAGAUCGACUUGACCAAGUUUCAGUAAAUAUGGGCAAAUAUGCCCAUAUCCGUUAGACUCUGUUCUAUUCCAUUGAGGGCGUUGAAGUUUGACAAAGAAGCUUAAUUUCGUAGGUACAGUACCAUACAUACAUCUAGCUGUCGGAAUAUACCAUGAAUAACUCAGUCUUUAUUGUUCUUCCCCCCCCCCACACUUUACAUCAAAUAUGAACUAACGAAAGGCACGAAUCGAAUAACAUCCAGCCACGACUACAAUAUUCAAGCCAUUGCGAAUAAUAUCCCUCCAUCCAAAGCGACCCUGCCG